AUGGCAGCAUAUCAUCUUCUCCAGAACAAGGAGCACGACGAAGAAGUCGCGACUCCCUCGAGAAUUGGUACCAGAAAUGUCAGCCGGAAGCUGUGGAAAUGGGUCUCGAGUUUGGCCUGCUUUCUUUGUGGUUGCGUCUUCACGAUUAUGAGCCUCGUCGCCGGCCAAUACGUCUUUUCAAACGAGACAGCACUUGCGGAAGACCUCUCGAUUCUGAUUCCCCCUGGUCUCUUCUCCACAGAAUUUACGCUCGACGAGAAGUUCAGGAUGAAACCGUCGCCGGAGAGUGAUGAAGCAUGGCGCAGUAUUCUCCCAAACGGUCUUGGUGUUGUGCAGCAUCCGGUUAUUGGUCCAGAAAUAGUCAAUCUAGCUUUCGUCCACCAGCUUCAUUGUCUUGCUACCAUACGCAAGAACUACUUCGCCGGUCAACAGCGCGCCGCGACAACCGAGACGGACAAGCACAUGGUGCACUGUCUGGACUACAUCCGCCAGGCACUCCAAUGCCACGUCGACACGAAUCUGGAAUUUCGAGUGGCGUUGGGGACACGGGACGCGGCGUUUACAGGAUACGGCGAGCACAAGUGUCGAGACUUUGAUAGAGUGUUUCGUUUCGCGGAGAAAUGGAGGGUCUAUGAUGGCAAGAAUGCCAGCGAGUGGAUCAAGAUCUCGGACGAAGAGACAAUCCCCGGUCGAGUUAUCAACUACGACUAUGUCUCAUCUCGAGGAGAUCCAGAACCUAAAUAG
Messenger RNA from Letharia columbiana, 744 nucleotides. RefSeq lists its product as uncharacterized. The record is from RefSeq and is a predicted model, not a curated record. The transcript has 4 exons. Gene Ontology annotation, biological process: mycotoxin biosynthetic process. Bases 1 to 744 code for a protein of 247 amino acids. NCBI's taxonomy places the organism in Eukaryota, Fungi, Ascomycota, Lecanoromycetes, Lecanorales, Parmeliaceae.